GUGUUGACUUAACAACGCCGAUAAGGCGCGCUCCUUAUCGUACGGUUCGGUGCUGCACCCCAUCGUUCGCAAGAAACGCCGACGAUGAAGCGGACCGGUAUUUAUCCCAACUCCGGAAGUCUAGCCGACGCAAGACCCGGCACACUUGUCCCCGGUCAUGCGGUUGCCGCCAUCACGGGACUGAGGUUCCGCCGACUGCGCAGAAUGUCCAGCAAUGUUGACGAAGUGGAGCUCGAAAAGACUGCGUCCUCCCCCGGGCCAGUGGGGAGCUCGGAGGACGAGGACGAGGCUUCAGACUCCCUGGGCGCGCUCUCUCGGCCCGUGAGGCCCCUGCCGCUCAAGGACGGCUACCUGCACGUGCUCUCCGGGGAUCGGCUCUGGUUCAGGCUGUACGUGACGCUGCAGCCGAGUCACCUGGAAGCCUUCUACGAGGUGAGCGACAAGCAGCCCGUCAUCUCGAUCGGCCUCGCCGGCUGUGAGGUGCUCUCGGCGGGCCCCGUGCGGGGCUCGGCACCUGGCGAAGAAUGCUUCCCAAUCCAGCUCGUCAAGCAGGAUAUUCCGCCGGUAUGCUUCGCUGCGGAAACGGAGCACGACCAGCAGUCGUGGACCGAGGCUCUGCGCACCAGGGCCCAGGCGUGCUCGCUGGACAUCCAGGGGCUCAACCUCGAAGGAUGCGCCAACUUGGCCGCAGGCAUCCGCGAGGUCAGCAAGAGAGACGAGAACGUGCUGGCGCAGACCCUGGAGCUACUGGAUGAACUCCUCAAAAAAAAGACCCAAGGGCAGAAGCUGAAGAAGGGCCAGGACCAGCUGGGCAAUUCCCAGGAAGGCGUGGACGAAGUGGAGCAAGCCUCUAUUAUGGCGCACCAGGAGGCACUGAGAAAGGCGACGCACCUCAGGCAGCGAAAGAUCUCCACCGAACUCAAGGUGGAGACGCUGCAGAAGCAGCUGCGCAAGCCGAGCAAGAAGUCCCAGCCCAAGGCCAUCCCGGAGCUCCCGGAGGGGAGAGAGAUAGUCGAGGAGCAGCUGGUCGAGCUCACCGAGAAGCUCCGUCGGCUCGAGGGGAACCUCGGACAGACCGAGCGGGAAGCCCUCAAGGUCCGCCGGGAGUGGGACAAGAGGAUGGAAGAGGUGUACCAGCACCUGUUCGACGACAAGCAGCUGCUUCCUGAGGCCUUCCGAGAGCCGUGGACGCAGGACGGCACACCCCGCAUCCUCGUGUCCAAGACGCAGGACUCGGGCCGGUCUGGGGGCUCGCUCAGGGUGCGCGCCGCCAAGUUCAUCCCGUCGCCCAAAGCCAAGAAGAAGGACAACGAGGGACACAACGGCUCCAUGAAGAAGUCCGCCUCCAACCAUUCCCUGAAUGGAUCUUCCAAGACGGGCGACGACUCCGACGACAGGAGUUCCGACUCCAAGGAGAUGGACGACUCUCGGGCAGCUGCCAAGAGCCGCCGCAGUCCGCUGCGAAUCAUCGGCGACUUCCUGGAUUCUCACCGAGGACGCUUCGGCAGCACGCACCGCAAGGCCAAGUCGGGCGAGCCCUUGAGCCUGAGCCACGAGCCAUCCGAGCACCGGCGCCGCAAGGGCGGCGCGCAGCCACCCGGCUGCGAGGAGCCGGUCGGUACCUCCCCUCCGGCAGGACCCGAAGAGGGGGACGACCACUCCUGGCCCGAACAGCCCCCAGAGCCCGAACCGCCGCCCAAGGACGUUCAGAUCUUGCAGGCGCCAGAGGAGGUGCCACCAGCCUCCCUGGACAGCGGCGGAGACAGCUACGGCUCAGAAGACGCGCACAGCCUGGACAGUGGAGGGGCUCUGGUCGUCGAUCCGGUCGAAGCACCCCUGCGCUACGAGGUCGACCCAGACAUCCUGGCGGAGAUCGAGGCGUUCGAGCAAAUGGCUCAGGAUUACCUGAAGCGGCACGGUCAAGACUUCCCUUUCUGAAGAGCUCUCGCAUCUGUACAUACACACAUCAUUUGCACCCUCACACAAGCUACGCUGCCCGGAAAAACGCAAAAUGCUGAAUGAUUUCUUGACCCACGCGCGCAAGACCUGCAGGAGCCGAGUCACAUCUUUGAUAUUGGAAUUCCGCCGCGCACUGGCCCAAACGGGAGGCGAAAGAAACAUUAAAGCAUAAUUAUCUACCUA
Molecule: messenger RNA, 2142 nt
Organism: Ixodes scapularis (black-legged tick)
Lineage: Eukaryota; Metazoa; Arthropoda; Arachnida; Ixodida; Ixodidae
Product: stress response protein nst1
Exons: 12
Coding region: 85-1938 (617 amino acids)
Source: RefSeq, a predicted model, not a curated record